AUGAUGGUUCCCAAAAUUGUUCAAUUUCUCAUUCUCUUAUAUCUCUCUACAGUUACUUCCGCUUCAAUUGAGGAAGCAAUUGCCCUCCUAAAAUGGAAAGCAACUUUCAAGAACAAGACUAAUUCCUUAUUGGCUUCAUGGACACAAAGUUCAAAUGCAUGUGAGGAUUGGUAUGGGGUUAUGUGCUCAAAUGGUAGGGUAAGCAAGUUGGAUAUUCAAGGUGCUCGUGUCAUCGGUACACUCUAUGAUUUUCCAUUUUCGAUUCUCCCUUUUCUUGAAUAUGUUGAUCUUAGUGUGAAUAAUCUCUCUGGAACUAUCCCGCCUGAAAUUAGCAAUCUCACUAAUCUUGUCUAUCUUGACUUGCACACCAAUAUGCUUUCAGGCACAAUCCCAUCACAAAUCGGCUCACUAGCCAAGCUCCAGAACAUUAACAUCUAUGACAACCUUUUAAAUGGUUCCAUUCCUGCCUCAUUGGGCAAUUUGACCAACUUGUCUAUUUUGUUUCUUUAUCAGAAUAAUCUUUCUGGCUCGAUUCCUACAGAAAUAGGUUAUAUAAGGUCUCUUACUUCUCUAGAUUUGGGUACUAAUUCUCUUAAUGGUUCUAUUCCAGCUUCAUUGGGAAAUUUGAUCAACUUAUCUAGUUUGUUUCUUAAUGAGAAUCACCUUUUUGGCAAUAUUCCUACUUCAUUGGGAAAUUUGACCAACCUUUCUAUUUUGUAUCUUCAACAGAAUAACUUUUCUGGCUCCAUUCCUGAAGAAAUAGGUUACUUAAGGUCUCUUAGUCAACUAGUUUUGGCUAAAAAUUCUCUAAGUGGUGCAAUUCCUGCUUCAUUGGGGAAUUUGACCAGCUUAACCUCUAUGUAUCUUCGUGAGAAUCAUCUUUCUAGCUCAAUUCCUGAAGAAAUAGGUUACAUCAACACUCUUAGUUAUUUAGAUUUGUCUACUAAUUUUCUUAAUGGUUCUAUUCCUUCUUCUUUGGGGAAUUUGAACAACUUGUAUCUUUUGUCUCUUUAUGCUAACAACCUUUCUGGUUCGAUUCCAAGUGAGUUGGGGAAUAUAGGAAGACUUGUUACUAUGUUUUUAAAUAUUAAUCAACUCGUUGGUUCAAUUCCGGAUUCCUUAGGCAACUUGAGAAACUUGCAAUGGAUGUAUCUCCACAACAAUAAUCUCACUGAGAAAAUUCCUUCAUCGUUCUGCAAUUUGAUGAAAUUGGAAGUGGUGUAUUUAGGGAGAAACAACUUGAGGGGAGAAAUUCCGCAAUGUCUAGUUAAUAUUAGUGGACUCCAGGUAUUGAAAAUAGAAGAUAAUAAUCUUGGUGAAGAUAUCCCUUCGUCUAUUUGCAAUCUAACAUCCCUAAGGAUUUUAGAUUUGGGUAGAAACAAUUUGAAGGGGGCAAUUCCACAAUGUUUUGGCAACAUGGGUGGUCAUCUUGAGGUUUUGGAUAUCCACCAAAACAAUCUUUAUGGGACUCUUCCAGAAAUUUUUACCAUUGGAAGUGCACUCAGAAGCUUAGACUUGCAUGACAAUGAAUUAGAAGGAAAAAUCCCCCCAUCUUUAGCCAAUUGCAAGAACUUGGAAAUUCUUGAUUUAGGAGACAAUCACUUUAGUGAUACAUUCCCAAUAUGGUUUGAAACUUUGCCAAAUCUGAAAGUUUUAAGCUUGAGAUCGAACAAAUUACAUGGGCCAAUUAGAGGUUUAAGUAAUGAAAACAUGUUUUCUAAGCUUCGAAUCAUAGAUCUCUCUUACAAUGCUUUCACAGGAAACUUGUCAACUAGUCUGUUUCAAAAAUUAAAAGCCAUGAGGACAAUUGAUCAAACCGCGAAUAUACCAACAUAUCUUGGUAAAUCUGGAGAGAGAGAUUACAAUGAUUCUGUAACCAUUUCAACAAAAGGAAGAGAGUAUGAACUUGAUAGAAUUUCAACAAUUUUCAAGACUAUCGAUCUUUCAAGUAACAAAUUUGAAGGACAUAUUCCAAGUAGUUUGGGAGAUCUCAUUGCACUUCGGGUGCUAAAUUUGUCUCAUAACAAAUUACAAGGUAAUAUACCAUCAUCACUUGGAAGUUUAUCUUUAAUCGAAUCAUUGGAUUUUUCAUUUAACCAGCUUUCGGGAGAGAUACCACAACAACUUGUUGGUAUGACGUUUCUUGCAGUCUUAAAUCUCUCUCACAAUCAUCUCCAAGGUUGCAUUCCUCAAGGACGUCAAUUUGAUACAUUUGAAAAUAAUUCAUAUGAAGGUAAUGAUGGAUUACGAGGAUUUCCACUUUCGAGAAGUUGUGGAAGUAAUUGGACACCAGAGACAAAUAAUAGCGAUUAUGAGUCAGAUGAUGAAGAAAGCAAUUCUGAAUUUCUAAAUGAUUUCUGGAAAGCUGCUCUUAUGGGAUAUGGAAGUGGGCUAUGUAUUGGAUUAUCCAUUAUAUAUAUCAUGAUCUCAACUGGAAAUUUGAAAUGGCUUGCAACAAUUUUUGAAAAAUUGGAACACAAAAUUAUGAUGCGACAAUUAAGGAAGCAGCAAAGUCAAAGGUGCUUGGGGGAACAUUUGGUGGAAUGCUCAUGAGAAAUGUAAUGUUAUGAACUUUGAUGUUAUAUCAAGUUUAUGUAAGAUAUUAGUGUAUUCAAUAUGUUGUGUAUAUUGGAU
Messenger RNA from Solanum pennellii, 2634 nucleotides. Its product is annotated as receptor-like protein 9DC3. The record is from RefSeq and is a predicted model, not a curated record. The coding region runs from base 1 to 2553 and encodes 850 amino acids. The transcript has 2 exons. Gene Ontology annotation, molecular function: protein binding. NCBI's taxonomy places the organism in Eukaryota, Viridiplantae, Streptophyta, Magnoliopsida, Solanales, Solanaceae.